Molecule: messenger RNA, 870 nt
Organism: Fusarium coffeatum
Lineage: Eukaryota; Fungi; Ascomycota; Sordariomycetes; Hypocreales; Nectriaceae
Exons: 3
Coding region: 1-870 (289 amino acids)
Molecular function (GO): phosphatidylcholine lysophospholipase A1 activity
Source: RefSeq, a predicted model, not a curated record
AUGUACUACCUCAGGAGCGUCGCUCUUCUUUCACUCCCAGCUUCAAUAUGCCUCGGGGGAGUGGCAAACCCGGUCGCUAAUAUCCCGCCUCUCCAAGUAGGAGGGGAUAUCCGUCGUAUUGAACGUGAUGCUGUGUCUUCUGGUAGCCCACCCUCUAUUUGCCUUGGAGGCUCAUGCAUGGCUGUUCAAGGAGGCGUCAAGCUCCGGAUUCUUGGUGUUGGGGCUUCGAUCACUGUUGGAUAUGGCCCUGGGACGGAUGGGAAUGGGUAUAGGAAACGACUUCAAGAGAAUCUUGGUGGGAACGAAGUCGUCUGGGUCGGAACUGAAAAGAACUCCAAAAGCGAUAUGGCACAUGGUUAUUUCUCAGGCUGGAACGGCAAAACAAUUCAAUAUAUAAACAACCACAUCGAUCCAGCCCUCUCCCAACGCCCCAACCUAAUCCUGAUCUUCGCCGGAACAAACGACAUGAAUAGCAACCCGCACAUCUCCAAAGAAGGCAACGACCCAGCCCUCGUCGCCUCCCGUCUUAAAGAAAUGGUCGAAAAGAUGAUAUACAAGUGUCCCGACGCAACUAUCCUUCUCGGCAUGAUAGCCAACACUUGCGACUCCAAACAUUACCACGGCCAACGCGAGCGAACAAAGGUUUACAGACGUCAUAUUGCGGACGUGGCUGCUGGGUUGUCUGCCAAGAGAUCGAAAGUUCUUGCUGCUGAUUUUGGACCUUUUGAGGAUUCUUGGUUGAGUGAUUGUGUGCAUCCUACACAUUUUGGAUAUCAGGUUAUGGGGGAUUGGUGGUUUGAUUUUAUUAGACAGGUUCCUGAGGGUUGGAUCACGAAGCCUGUUGGACCUGACCCCGUUCGGAAGUCAUGA